Molecule: messenger RNA, 508 nt
Organism: Sardina pilchardus (European sardine)
Lineage: Eukaryota; Metazoa; Chordata; Actinopteri; Clupeiformes; Clupeidae
Gene: fabp1a
Product: fatty acid binding protein 1a, liver
Exons: 4
Coding region: 92-475 (127 amino acids)
Biological process (GO): fatty acid transport
Cellular component (GO): nucleus; cytosol
Molecular function (GO): fatty acid binding
Source: RefSeq, a predicted model, not a curated record
CCGACAACUGCCGAUAAGGCGUUACGACCAGGGCGAGCUAUAUAAGCAGUUGGCUUCGGCUGAACCUGUGCUUUCUCUAUAGAAGUGCACGAUGGCCUUUGCUGGAAAAUAUCAGUUGGAAACCCAGGAGAACUUUGAGCCUUUUAUGAAGGCCAUUGGUCUCCCUGAUGAUCUGAUUCAGAAGGGCAAGGACAUCAAGAGCAUCUCUGAGAUCGAGCAGAACGGCGAUCACUUCAAGGUUACCGUCACGACUGGUACCAAGGUCAUGGUCAACUCCUUCACGAUCGGGCAGGAGUGUGAGCUCGAGACCCUGACUGGAGAGAAGAUCAAGACUGUUGUGCACCUGAAUGGGAACAAGCUGACCGUGUCACUGAAGAGCAUCGAGUCCGUCACGGAGUUGAGUGGAGACACCAUUACCAAUACCAUGACCUUGGGGCCCAUUGUGUACAGAAGAGUCAGCAAGCGCAUCUCCUGAUUAUGGGACAAAUAAAUAAAGAGGAAAAUCCAA